Molecule: messenger RNA, 5945 nt
Organism: Amoebophrya sp. A25
Lineage: Eukaryota; Dinophyceae; Syndiniales; Amoebophryaceae
Source: the annotation of a GenBank genome assembly
CCCUCUUUUUACCAGUGAAGAUCGACGGUUUUGACCGAUAGGCGCAGGGAGCCAUACCCAUGUUCUUCUUGAGGCGCUAAGACUAAGCAUGAGUCGGAAGCCGUUGUUCGCACGGAAAUUCCAGGCUGCGGGGACUCUGCUGGCGGAUGAUGCUCCCGUAUCACCAGCAGCACGAGGAGGCGAGAGAGUUUCCUCCUCGAAAGUUGAGCCCGCUUGGCUGUCCUCACUCGAUCAUGCGGAGGGGUUGCUGCGUUUGCUGGACGCAGCAACGGUCCGGGAGGAGUACUUCAGCGUAGCCCCUGGCUCCGUUGAGCAUCAUUAUCGUACUGCGACGAACGGCGAUUUGCAGGAGGAUGCUGUUAAGAAUUUGACUUUUAGUACUUGUGAUGGUGUGUUUGGGGACGUUGAGUAGGUUGUACUUGCUAUCAAUAUCAUUAAAUACAACAAGCAUUUUUGUCGUUUUUCGUAGACAAAAGUUGUCGGUUCUGGCUAAUGAUCCUAGCGGCGGGAUACGAGGAGCGGCAUCAGCUACUGUGAGUUUCCAUCCAACGAGCGCCGUUAGCGUUGAAGGUGCAAGGUCGAUGACUGGUGGAGUAGGCGUGCUAGCGACACACUCACAUGGAGGGGUCGUGAGUGGAACCGGAGUAUCUUCAGGUCUCGCGACCUGGCACCGGGUGAAGCGAUUCAUUAGUUCGGCGGUUUUUUACCGCGAUCAGGCGAAAGAAAAGAUGCAGCAACUCGAGAAAAAACUCUGCCGCUAUCGAGAGUUUGAGCAUCUUGAUUAUGCAUCUGAACUAGAAAUACAACUUCUCAGUUGAAUGGAGGAGAGGAGAAGGACCAUGUUGACCAGCAAGUCAACCCACGUUGACCAAGUCAACCCACGUUGACUAAGUCAACCCACGCUGACGAAUUCUACCCACGUUGACCAAGUCAACCCACGCUGACCAAGUCAACAUGCUAUACCCUGUGAUCAAACUGCUCAAAGUAUAACAAUAUCCUCAAAUUUGAGAUCGAGAUGUGCUGUGACUAGAAGAUGGAUCCUCCUCUUGCUCUUUCAUGAUCAACAGCAGAUUCACGAGCUAAAAGCACGGAGACUGGAGCUGCUGCGUGAGGUGGGGACACGAGAGCGCAAUUUCGGAGAGGACUUAGGAGUCAGUUCAAAGUUGCGGACUUUGCAACAACGGGCGGUGGAAUGGCAAGAUGCUAGUGUGGUGUUGAAGCGACUGGUCUUCGAAGAGAAACAGGUGUGUGACCGUGCGCGGCGCGGCCUCAAGCUGUUACAAUUAUGGUCAGCUUUGUUCUUUCUUUUCUAUCUGCCUCUGGUCUUUCUUUUUUCUAGUUAGGUCGGCUCGAGCACAAUUAUGGUCAGCUUUGUUCUAUCCUUCAUCUCAGCCUCUCGCUACCCUUUUCCCACGGAUUUGGGAUACAAGGGAAAAGGUAAGUACCAACAUGAAGAAACCGACGAGACGGACGAUGCAGGCACACACUAAUACAAGGCUUUCCGGCGCCACCAGCGACAUCGGUGCUGGAUACCCCUGAGGACCUGGCGAUGUGGAGUCCACCUGGAGACGCCAAUCAGGUGUCCUCUGAAGGACAUAGAACAACAGCUAAGGUCCACGAGGAGAAUUUGUCUUUACAGAGUAUGUAUCUCAGAAGUUUGUUUGUUCUUGGAUUGUUCACAGGCUGUGACUUUAGAAGAUGAGUUAUAAUGUUCUUUCAUUUUUUGAGAAGAGUAGUUGCUUUUUAACAGGUGUUUAGAAGUCUAAGGGUAGUACGAGACUAUCAUAAGGAGCGCUAAUUUUGGUUCUGCAAACGUUCUAGUGCAUCGCAGUGUGCGCUUGCUUCGAGAUCGCUACUGUGUUUUGGCCGUCUUUGAAAAAGAGGCUGAGAUCGCAAAAGAUACGGGCGCUGGUCUUGCGGCGUAUUACCUAGCCGAGCCUGCGAGCGGCGUCGAAUCUUCCUCGGCACCAGCUGCAGCAUCUGCAACCACAUCAUCAUCUGCGACUGCGACGUCUGCGACGGGAAGUUCCUCCUCUUCCUCAGCAGCACGCGUUUUCUUGAUUCUGGUGUACGACAUUGGGAGCAACAAAGUGUACCUUCGAGAGGCGCGACCUUCACGCAAGGACCUCCUAUGCGGUAGUACCAGUGCGUAUGUCGGGGGACUGCUUCGAAAGAUCGAGUUUUCGUCUGCUCACGCAACGCCUUCUUCUUAAGGCUCUCACUGUGAUGAAUUAUUCACCUCUGACUUCUGCUUGCCUGUAAAGGACUCUUUAUCUACUCGAUGAAGACUAGUAGCUGCUACAAAGAUGCAUACGACUUGUAGAGUAUUCAUCCACUUGAUGAAUAGAACAAAGUACUAGAUGCCACGACCAGAAGAUGAAUACUGGAUAGCCCUAAUCUUGCUCGUCCACCGUGCAAAGCCCUCAAGGGUUAGGAGAGGUUUCCGCUUCUUUAGAGAUUCCUCGUACAGCGCUCCCUAGACCCGCAGUGGCGCACCAGGGUCUUCGAGAAUUGUCAAACGGGAGCGCUCUAGGCUAUUUUCACGUCAUGGUGCACGUGCCCGAAGCGAUCGAUGCACACCUGCUAGUAGUUGCCUCAACAUCUUCCAGCGUGGGAGCGGUGGGGCCUUCAUCUCAAGAGAAGGGUGGACAGCAGCCAAGCCAGGGUCGACGCCUUGUGCGGUUGUUUGAUGCUGCAACCUGUGCCUUGCACACCAUAUCAUUGCCGACAACAGACGCGGACCCGGAGCCACCCGCCCAUGGCACAAAGCCAGACAGUCAGGGAACCUCAGCAUUGCUGGACGAUGGUAUUUUCUCUCAUAUUAAUACUUCUGCAAUUUGUCCUCAUCGCAACAUUAGAAGCGUACUCCCUUUCUAUUGAAUUUAGCAACAUACAUCAUUGAAAAACAGAGCAAACUACUCUUUAGCAAUAUUAGGGUAAGUUGUAGCCAGUGGCUUUUGUUGGUGCAUGAUUGCAACGAGAAUACUAUUUUCUUCUCAAUGAAGAUGAAAGACGCUGCGACUCAGUGUCAGUGCGUAUUGGCAGACACAGGAUGGCUCUUGUUGAAUAUUCUGCUCGUUAAGUAGCUGUCCUGUUGCAGCUUUCACGAUGUGUCUAGAGGACUAGGUUACGAGGUGCAGCCCAUGCAUUCCUCAGUUGUUGAUGCAAAGCUCUCGUCAGCAAAUAAAUUGAAUUAUUUUGAGACAAAAUCAAAAUUUAUUGGAUUGAGUUUGAAAAUUGAGACUUGUUUUUGAAAUCUUAGAAAGUUUAGGACCAUUCUUGGAGGGUUAUGAAACUUUAGAGAUAGUAGAAAGUCAAUUGAUCAUGAUGCGAUAAGUUGGUCAUUUGGGAUAAUUUGACAUUGUUCAGUUGUCAGUGCAAAACUCUCUUCAGGAAAUGAAUUGAAUGAUUUUGAGAUAUAAUCACAAUUUUUUGGAUAUGAAGGAAAAAGCAGGAAAUUCGUUUUCAAAGUGUGAGGCAUUCAUGCCUAACUCACGAAUAGCACUUACCUAUCAAAUUCUAGCAAGCUAGCAGCAUUCAACUAUAAGAUAGCCUCUCUACUGUCGUUAUCAUGAUCUUUAUCAUCCUCCUCUUCCUCCUUCUUCUCUCCUCGUCCUCUCCCUCCUUCUUCUCUCCCUCGUCCUCGUCCUCUCCCUCCUUCUUCUCUCCCUCGUCCUCGUCCUCUCCCUCCUUCUUGUACUCCUCCCUGUACCUAAACCUGAUCCUGAAACUGCUCCUGCUUCCCCUCGUCCUCGUCAUCUUGAAUGUGCCCUCCCCCCUAUUAUUUUCACUCUUAUCGCUAUCGUCAUCCUUAUCAUCAUUUUCAGACGCAGUAUUUGAGUACUUCGUGCAGCAAUUACAGUACGACGGUCAGACAUUGCGAGUCUUGAGGCCACAGGCAUCGAACAAGUUGGAGAAUUUUGUGUCCCUGGAAUCGAACUUACGGCGUUCUACCAUUCAUAUUUGCUUCUAGUCCUUGCUGCGUUUGUACUAAGACUAACCAGAGAGAGGCGGAUACUUUAGUCCUGCACAGAAAAAAAGUCCUUCUCAUAUUGCCGCUUUAGCUACUUAUCACUUUCUGACGUAGACGGCCAUCUCUCUAACUCACGCAGCAGGAGCAGGAGGACACGGAAAAAACAAAGAGGAGGAUUCUGGAACUGCAGGGAAGAUGGGUGCAGCUUCAUCUUCUGCAGCCAAUUCAAGAGGAGACGGCUCGUCCAAAGAAUCUGAGUGCCAUGGUGCGUUGGAGCAAGGCAUUGUGGUGAAUAUAACGAAGCGUAUUGGGGAAAGUCGCCAAUAUUGUUAUGAGCUAUAAUUUGUCAGCAUUUGAUGUCAACUUUAUCCUCUUCCUUGUAAUUGUAAGAUCAAUUCAAUCAAGGACUAUUCAGGGAAUACUUCGGGACACUCCAUUUUUUAAGUUCAUCGCGCAAUAUCUUGAAAGUCAAAAAAAUAAAUGAUUGGUUGGUUGUACUAAUCAUUGACGAUGAAAAGAAACACUCGGAGACUUGCUUGCGUGCGUGGCAAUCCGCACGUGGAAGCAAUAGCAUGAACUUGAACUCUUUUCAGUACCGACAAUCCGCUAAUCCUUUUUGUACAGACAAUCCGCGAAUACUUUUCAGUACAGUUUUCAGUAAAGCUAGUACAGACACAUUAUAAAAAGCUCCUCCGCUAAUCCUUUUUGUUGCGCGGAGCCGUGCUGGAGGAGGAUGGCAGUAGCAAAUUGGGCGUGAUCUUGUACGACCCUCUGACGGAAGGCCGUUGGAUGUGCGAGAGGUUGUUCGAUCUCAACUUAAGGCUUCUCUAAUUGUGAUAGAGCUAGAAGCUACUCUAAUUGUGUAAUUAAUGCACCGAUGCUGUUAGAGUUAGAAGCUUCAUCAGGUUCUCUUUUUUUGAGUGGUCUAACUAAGGUUCAGGUUCUCCUUUUUUGAGUGGUCUACGUCUAACUCUGCAAGUAGCAUUAGGUGCAAGCAAUUAUUUGAAUAUGUGGGGACACAACAUGAUACCUUCCAUAUUUAAGUGAUCCCUACAUCCAUCAUCUAACAAAAAAUGUUGUAUCGGGACUUGGCAGUCCUACUGGAGCUCCCAAUCCGGCGGCGAUCACAAAGAGCAUCUCUGCAUUCUUGGAGAAAUUGGAAUUUAAUCCGGAGAGGGGUCUGUAUGUCUCCUAGAAGGGUCAUAGUGGAAUACGCGUUCGCCACUGCUGGGUAAGUUGAAUCAUGACAGGGACACUGCACCUUGACGAUUGUGUUGGCCUGAUCGUGUAUUUGCAUCACUGAAACAGCUUCGGUUUACGAUUCGUGUUUGUGAUAACGAUUUCUUGCUGCUUGCUGUGCUAGUGAAGAUAAUUUUGUUUAGGGGCAGAGCUAGUUUAGCUCCUGCGAGCAUACAUCAUCGUGUUUUGCUAGAUCGCAUAGGAAUUUGCAUCAACUUUCAAGUUCUAAACCAAUGCUCUAGUAGAGUGUAAUCAUAAAUAUGUAGUAAAAUUAUGUAGCAAGUGCAAGAAUCAAUUGCUCCAAGUUGUUUACUUUUGAUGUAUUUCGAUUUCCUUUAGACCAAGAAAUAUCUAUCCAUCUUUACUCAAAACAUCGUUAAGUUUGAACUGUUUCCUCCAACUACUUCCACAAGUAUUAGCAACAUGUUGUAGCGUUGUGCAACACUUAGGUACGCUCAGCCAUGCGAAGAAACUACUGACUGACACUCACUGUACAAAAAGUAAUUUUGCAAAAUAAAUAAUGGCAAAAAGUUCAUGAAGUUGCUAUCAACAUUAUAAGACAAGAGUCCUCGCUGUUGCAAUUAUAGAUAAGCAAAACCGUACAACUGGUACUGUCUUGAAACUAACGAGACAUCGACCUGUUUCUCAGAGAAGUAGUUACCCCCAAUCAUCUCUACCUUUGUUCAGAUGUUGUGAAAGAGCCCUUUGGUCCGUCUUAGUUCGUGGUUGCGGG